Messenger RNA from Cryptosporidium muris RN66, 1044 nucleotides. RefSeq lists its product as uncharacterized. The transcript has a single exon. Lineage: Eukaryota; Apicomplexa; Conoidasida; Eucoccidiorida; Cryptosporidiidae. The record is from RefSeq and is a predicted model, not a curated record. Bases 1 to 1044 code for a protein of 347 amino acids.
AUGAAAGCAGAUAUAAAUUCAAUACCCUUAAAACAGUCAUUAACUAAGAUUCCAAACCCACCAGUUCAGACCAAGAAUUUCAACCAAAGUACUUCAUCUGUAAGUGUACCAGUACUUCCUCCAAAAAAACAACUUGUUAUAUCAGGUGCAAAGGUGCAACCUAAAGAUUCAGUACCAAAGGCUUUAGUAACUCCCGUUACAAAGCCAAUUCCUAAACCUGCAAUAAAAGCAAAUAUUCCAACAGUUCCUACAUCUGUACCAGAAUCUAAAGAAGUUCCUUUUUUAUCAGAAGCUCAUAAUGGUGAUAUUAAGAAACAGGAAUCCUUAAAAUAUAUAGCUACCAAAGACGAUACUAAACCACCAGAACCAACUAUUAAUAUUUCUAAAUCCCUAACAAAAUCUAUUACUACUAAAUCAUUAGACUUACCUGAUGUCUCUAAAUCUAUAAUGAAAGCUCCACCUAUUAAGUCAACUGCAACUCUUCCUACUGUUACUGUUACUAAAGGUAUAGUACCAGCCAUAAAAGUAGGUAAACCUGCUCCACCUAUUAAGUCAACUGCAACUCUUCCUACUGUUACUGUUACUAAAGGUAUAGUACCAGCUAUAAAAGUAGGUGAACCUGCUCCACCAAGUGUUAUUCCUAAAGUUGAAUACAAGGAAGAUAUAAAAAUCCCCGACAAACAAGUUGAUACUCAUGAACCAAUCCCUUUAGCUAAUUCUACAAGUUUAUCCAAUAAUAAUAUUAAGAAAUCUGUUGCAACCAAAUUACUUUCCAAUCUUUCUGUUAAUACUGAGUCAAGGAAUAUAUUAAAUAUUAAUACAAAAAAAACUAUUCCAGAACUGAAAAGUAAAUCUAAUGGAAUAAUUUUACAGAAUACUUCCUUAAAAGUAGAUUCUCAACCUGAGAAGGUGAAUAAGACAGAUUUAAUAUCUCCUAAUACUACUGAGGUUUCGAAUACUUUAGUAAAAGAAGUAACAAAUCCUAAAAACUCAAGGAUAAUUUCUGAUCAGGCCACUAAUCUUGAACCUGUGAUAAAACUUUAG